AUCAUUGGAGACUGUUCCUUCUGUUUCAAAAAGUUUUGCACACGUCACAGACUCUUGGAGUCACAUGACUGUGAGCACUACAGAGAAGUGCAGAAGGAUUACCACAUGAGAAACGCUAAGCAGCUCCAAUCUCAACAGACCGUUGUCUCCAAGGUU
Messenger RNA from Williopsis jadinii, 156 nucleotides. RefSeq names its product Tmc1p (gene TMC1). Lineage: Eukaryota; Fungi; Ascomycota; Saccharomycetes; Phaffomycetales; Wickerhamomycetaceae. The record is from RefSeq and is a predicted model, not a curated record. Gene Ontology annotation, molecular function: zinc ion binding.